Panonychus citri (citrus red mite) is the source of this 3542-nucleotide messenger RNA. RefSeq names its product metabotropic glutamate receptor 8-like. The transcript is spliced from 9 exons. Lineage: Eukaryota; Metazoa; Arthropoda; Arachnida; Trombidiformes; Tetranychidae. Gene Ontology annotation, molecular function: adenylate cyclase inhibiting G protein-coupled glutamate receptor activity. Gene Ontology annotation, biological process: regulation of synaptic transmission, glutamatergic; G protein-coupled glutamate receptor signaling pathway. Gene Ontology annotation, cellular component: membrane. The record is from RefSeq and is a predicted model, not a curated record. Bases 1 to 3204 code for a protein of 1067 amino acids.
AUGUCAAAUUUGUAUCUUUGCUACAUAUUAUCGUUAAUUGUUCUGAUCUCAUGUGAUGUUAACACAACAAUUAAGGAAAAUGAAGAGAUUAAUGAUAAUUUAAAUUACUACGAAUACACAAAACCAUUGACCAUUGGUAAUUAUACUUGUUACGAUUAUGUUUACAACAAUCGACCUCGCCGAUCGUUCAUCGGAUUUAAUUCUGACCGGACAAUUAAAGAAAACAAUAAUUACACCAUUCAAAUGGGUGUCGCCUAUCGAAACUCACCUUACCGGUCAUCCAGUAAACAGGAAAUGGUCAAGUUUCAUGGGGACAUUAAUAUCGGCGGUUUAUUUCCUAUGCACGACUCAGGAGAUGAGCAGCAUCUCUGUGGGUCAAUCAAGGAGGGCAAAGGUAUCCAAAGGAUGGAGGCCAUGUUGUUUGCCGUCGACAUGAUCAACGGGGACGAUAAAUUAUUACCUAAUUUAACUUUAGGUGUUCACAUUUUAGAUACCUGUUCACGAGAUACUUAUGCCUUAGAACAGACAAUGGAGUUUGUUAAAUCAUCAUUAACUACGGUUGAUCAUACACUCGAUGAUUAUCAAUGUGAUGAUGGUUCAUCACCUCAUCUUUUGGCCUCCGAUCCUGUUGUUGGUGUUAUCGGAGCGGCAUCAAGCUCAGUAUCGGUUAUGGUAGCAAAUAUUUUACGUCUUUUCCAGAUUCCUCAGAUUAGUUAUGCUUCAACAAGUGUCGAGUUAAGUGAUAAGAGUCGAUUUGGUUUCUUUUCUCGAGUUGUUCCUCCCGAUAGUUUCCAGGCUCAGGUGAUGGUGGACAUCGUGAAACUGUUCAAAUGGACUUAUGUGUCCACCAUUGCGGAAGAGGGUGAAUAUGGUGAACGUGGGAUAGAAUAUUUUAAAUAUCUUGCCGCGAAAGAGAAAAUUUGUAUCGCUGAAGGCGUGAAAAUUGGACGGAAUGCUAAACCCGAAGAUUUUAUUAGAAUAAUUAAUAAACUUUAUACCAAAUCAAAUGCUCGAGGUGUAGUACUUUUUGUCGAUGAGGAUAACUGUCGAAAGUUACUAAAUGCUUCCCAAGUGACCGGAAAAGUGGGCCACUUUGCUUGGCUUGGAAGUGACUCUUGGGGCCGUAAAUUGUAUCCAGUUAAAGGUCAAGAAGAUUCGGCAGUCGGAGCGAUUACAAUAUUACCGAAAAGAAACUCGUUACCAGAUUUUGAUCAAUAUUUUAAACAAUUAAAUCCACUAACCAAUAAACGGAACCCUUGGUUUAAACCUUUCUGGGAGCAGCACUUUAAUUGUUAUUUAACUCCCACCAUGGAUUCAGCCACUUCCACCACCAGUGACUAUUCAACUUCAUCCAAUGGUGGUAAAUCCCCUGAAGCAAUUAACUUGAAAUCAUUGGGGCAAAAAAAGUGUACAGGUAAAGAAAUUCUGGUCAAAUAUGAACAGGAAGGUUUAGUUCCGUUCGUUGUUGAUGCAGUUUAUGCCAUGGCUCAUGCGAUUCAUAAUCUAUUAGCUGACCGAUGCCGUCCAAAGGUCAAAACUGAUCAAACUUAUUUCGAUUCAAAUUUAACCAAAAACAACAACAACAAUCACGAUUUCUGGUCACCAUCGAACCCAUGUAUACGUGAACCCAUCAAAGGACAAGAACUUUUAUCCUACAUAAGAAAAGUUUCUUUCCCUAGUUUACAAGGUAUGACAGUUAAAUUUAACAAGGAUGGAGAUGCUCCUGGUCGAUAUGAUAUUUUUCAAUAUCAGAAAAUUAAGGAAUCAACUUUAAUUUCUGUUAAUCAAUCUGUUGACAAUUCGACCAAUUUAAAUUACAGUCCACCCGAAUAUGAUUACAUUAGAAUUGGUAAUUGGGAAAGUGAUGUAACGUUAGUGUUUAAUUUAAGUCAAUUGGAUUGGCCUAAUUUUGGUUUAAAUCAAAAUGAAAGUUACUCGGAAAUACCGAGUUCAGUUUGUUCCCGGGACUGUGAUCGUGGUCAAUUCCGUCAGGUUCAUGAGGGUCAACCCUGUUGUUGGCAUUGUUCAUAUUGUGGCGAGAAUGAAAAGAUUUACAAUCUUACUGAUUGUGUCUCUUGUCCGAUUGGUUAUGUACCCGAUGAAUUCAAGGAAACUUGUCAUAAACUACCACUCGAAUACAUGAGAUGGAAUUCACCUUGGACAAUUCUUCCGGCCGUUUUUGCGUCUCUCGGGAUCGUUUCCACUGUAUUUACCUUUAUGACGUUCAUAAGGUUUAAUGAGACGCCGGUUAUUAUGGCCUCUGGCCGUGAACUUUGUUAUAUUUUACUUUUGGGUUUAAUGGUUUGUUACAUUGUCUCCCUGCUCAUUUUAUCGAAACCCACUUUAUUAACCUGUACCGUGGUUAGAAUUGGCCUUUGUUUAGGCCUUUGUAUAUGUUAUUCUGCAAUUCUAACCAAAACUAACCGAAUCUCACGAAUUUUCAAUCGUGGCGUUAAAAAUGGACUGAAACGACCUUCCUACACUUCACCAAAGUCUCAAGUAAUCAUUUGUACUUGUCUAGUUUCCGUUCAAUUGGUUUUCGUUGUGGCCUGGCUUAUACGUGAUCCACCUUCCGUUAAAGAGGUGAUACAAAAAUUGGGCUCACGAACUGUUGCCGUACUUCAAUGUGGCAUCUCAGCGACUGCAACGGCCAUCUCACUAAUCUACAACAUGUUACUCAUCCUUUUAUGUACAAUGUACGCAUUUAAGACUCGAAAGAUUCCCGACAACUUCAACGAGGCCAAAUACAUAGUUUUCACAAUGUACAGCACUUGCAUCGUCUGGUUGGCUUUUAUCCCGAUCUAUUUUGGGACCAAUAACGAUUUCAAGAUUCAACUUGCUAGUUUAUCAACAUGCAUAUCAAUCAGUGCUGCAGUUAACAUCGGAUGCCUUUUUAUACCAAAGCUUUACAUUUGUCUCUUUCAACCUUAUAAGAACACCCGACACACCGGAGUUCAGGCUUCUGGUGGUGUUGGUACUUUCACCUCGAAUUCAACCUCGAAUGCCCUUCGUUUUGCUCGGCCUACAAGUUCCGGUGGGUGUGCAGCGGCCAUUGCUGCCGCUACUCAGGCCAUUUCGGCUCAUCAAUCAGCACCUACAAUAGUUUUACCAGAAGCCUCUUCCGGUGACCUGAAGACCACAUCAACUACCAAUGGUGAAUGGACAUCACCAAGUCCUGAAGAUGAGCAAAAUAGCGCAAUUUAAUUGUUAUCAUCAACAAUUAACCAUUAAUUUGAUUGCAUAAUGCAAAUCACUAAGUCUUUCAAAAUCCAUUCCAUUAAUUGUCACCAUCAUCAUCAACAAUUAAACUAUCAGCUCUCGAUCUCUAACUAUCAACAAUUUAAAUCUGUAAAUGUAAAUCUGGUUAACAAAUCACAAUUUAACCUCAUCAAUUUUAAUUGUUACUCAGUUUUCCUCCUCCAACUCUGUUAUCAUUGUUGUUUUUAUACUUUCUCUUAAACAAUUAACUGUUAUUACCCCACAAUUUAAAACUAAAAUCAAUUUAAAUGCUCAAAAAAUUAAUAAACAAUCAAUGUCAUCAA